This is a messenger RNA of Lodderomyces parapsilosis, 1110 nucleotides long. RefSeq names its product translation initiation factor eIF2B subunit beta (gene GCD7). NCBI's taxonomy places the organism in Eukaryota, Fungi, Ascomycota, Pichiomycetes, Serinales, Debaryomycetaceae. Gene Ontology annotation, biological process: translational initiation. Gene Ontology annotation, cellular component: eukaryotic translation initiation factor 2B complex. The coding region runs from base 1 to 1110 and encodes 369 amino acids. The transcript has a single exon. The record is from RefSeq and is a predicted model, not a curated record. Gene Ontology annotation, molecular function: translation initiation factor activity; guanyl-nucleotide exchange factor activity.
AUGUCUACAGUUACACCAGAAAUUCAGGCUAUUUUGAGCCCCGUAGUGGCUACGCUUAAGCGACAUCAACUCAAUGAUGAUAAAGAAAUUGCCCUAGUCAUUGCUCAUCUAUUAAUGAAAGUCAUAUCAGCAGCAAGAUGGACCAAUACUUAUGAUUUGAUAAGUUUAAUUAGAAAAGUUGGAACGAUCUUACACACAGCAAACCCUUGCCAAAUCAUUCCAGGGAACAUAGUAAGGCGUGUUUUAGCAAUAAUUCGUGAAGAAAUUGAGACUGGAUUGGAGACAAGUUCAACGGACGCCUCUGCCAAUAUUAACUCCAACGUGCCAAUGAUGAGCUCCAUGUUUAGCUUGCUAACAACAACAACCAAACAAGAAGGUAGAAAAGAGCAAGGCGGGGCUCAAACCAAAAAGCAGUCGAGCGAUAUGAGGAGUAUAAUAAUCCAAGGUAUCAGAGACUUGGUUGAUGAAAUAUCCAAUUUCAAUGACGACUUGAAUAAUAUGGCAAUUGACUUGAUUCAUGAUAAUGAAGUCUUACUUACACCAACUCCUACAUCAGACACGAUAUUACACUUUUUAAUCAAAGCUCGUUUAAAGAGGAAAUUCACCGUUUUGGUCACUGAGAACUUUCCUAAUGAUCUACAAAAGGCACAAGCAUUUGCCAAAACUUUGGCUGAGAAUAAUAUCGAAACGGUGAUCAUACCCGACACUACCGUUUAUGCCGUAAUGUCUAGAGUUGGUAAAGUCAUUAUUGGAACAAACGCCGUAUUUGCCAACGGUGGAUGCUUAUCACUGAGUGGAGUUGCAAGUGUUGUUGAAUGUGCCAAGGAACAUAGGACACCCGUGUUUGCUGUCUCUGGGUUAUAUAAACUAUCACCAUUGUAUCCAUUCACAAGAAAUGACUUGAUUGAAGUGGGAAACUCGGGGAAAGUGCUUAGUUAUGAUGAUUAUGAAUUGGUCGAAAAUGUUGAAGUGGUGGUUAAUCCGUUGGAAGAUUAUGUACGUCCAAAACAUAUUGACAUUUUCAUUACAAACGUGGGUGGAUUUGCACCUUCGUUUAUCUAUAGAAUAGUGUUGGAUAACUACAGAUCAGAGGAUAACAAAUUGGAUUAA